Messenger RNA from Moneuplotes crassus, 429 nucleotides. The record is from the annotation of a GenBank genome assembly. Lineage: Eukaryota; Ciliophora; Spirotrichea; Euplotida; Euplotidae.
UGGGCUGCACUUGAACAAAUAGAAACGAUUAUGAGCUAGAUCCUGAAAGUUGCAAUAUCAGGAACCGAAUCAGAGGUGAUACGAGCGACUGUUACUCUCACAAGGAUGACAACCACAGAAAGUACCAAAUUGAUCCCAUUACGAGAAGUAAUAUGAAUGAUGAAUGGGGCUUUGAAAUUCCUCAAAGAAGAGUUACAAAAACCUAAAACUAGAGGAUGUUUUGGAACUACUGAAACAAUGCAAGCAGAGGAAGAUUUAUCCAAGAGACCUAAAGAAAAGAGAAACAUUAAAGGAAGAGUGCUCAGAGUUCAGAAUUUUAUCUACACGGUUCGUGAGAAAUAUCUAGCACUGAAGUACUAUAAGAAAUGGAGAGCUUUCGUUGUGAAAAAGCAAAGGAUCAGGGAAAAUAAGUUCUAUAUUCAAGAAUAA